This is a messenger RNA of Paramisgurnus dabryanus, 2107 nucleotides long. RefSeq names its product aerolysin-like protein. The record is from RefSeq and is a predicted model, not a curated record. NCBI's taxonomy places the organism in Eukaryota, Metazoa, Chordata, Actinopteri, Cypriniformes, Cobitidae.
UCUGGCACUGAAGAUGUUGUGGGAGUUUCCUUUAACGUUACACAAUGUUUAAAAUGACUCAUGAGCUUUCUAUAUAAACAGCUGUCAGGAUAAACAGAAAUCAUCAGAUCAUCUGCUCUUCAAGUUUACUAUCAGACUACAAUAAUUCAAAUCUCGUUUCGAAAAUGGCAACAACUGUGGGUUUAAUCGGUGGUAAUGGAGGUAAUCCGUUUUCCUUCACUGGUGAGAGUAAUGGUGCCAGUUUAGAGAAGAUCUGGGUUUGGGUUGUAGACUCAAGGGUGAAGGCGGUCAGGGCCUGGCUUACAGACGGAAGCGACAAAACCUUUGGUAAUCCGGACGGAUCGCAUCAUGAGUAUACGUUUCAGCCCGGUGAGCUCAUCACAUCAUUGUCUCUGUGGGGAAACGGAAUGGGAACGCGUCUUGGAGCCAUCAAAUUCAAAACCAACCGUGGAGGAGAAUUCUUUGCAAAAAUGACAAGCUGGGGUUUGAAGACAGAAUAUCCUAUGAAUGUCGGCUCUGGAUUUUGUCUGGGCAUUCAGGGAAACUGUGGAUCAGACAUCGACAACAUGGGUUUUGUGUUUCUCAAUAAAGUACAAUCAAUACUUCUUACCAAUGUCAAGUAUCCCACUCUUUCUGAGAUGACACCGCAGGUAGUAGUGGAAGAAAUUACAUCUAGUACCUUUGAGAAUGAAACCUCCACCAGUCAAGAGCAAACCAUUGAAAGCUCGAAGAAAAUAACCAAAACAUGCUCAUGGUCUAAUACAACAAGCGUUUCUGCAACAUUCUCUAUGGAGGUGAAGGCUGGGAUUGCUAAGACUGCAGAAGUUACCACCGGAUUCAGUUUUACAGUAGGAACAGAAAACACUUACAGUAAAGAAGAGACGGAUGAAAGAACCCAAACUAAAUCCUUUAAAAUAGCUGUUCCCCCACGGAAAAAAGUGUAUGUCCUUGUCACCAUAGGCAGGUGUAGUUUUGAUGUUCCUUACACCGGGACAAUGAAGGUCACGACUAAUGAUGGUGCUGUGUUAACAUAUGAAACCAGAGGACAACACAAAGGAGUCACUUACACUGAAAUAAGAGUAAGCACCAAAGAAUCUGAUAUCUAAUAAAUUUCUUAAUUUGAUUAAUCAAUCUUUCUACAUUUAAUUGCAGGGUUUCUAAGGUUUGAUUUCAAAAUUAAUAUUUUCAAGUUUAAAUGACUUAAGUUUUCCACUUUAAAUGAAAGAAUAAAUAAAUCACCUGUAUAAUCAUUUAUUGCUUUUUGUCAUGUGAUUUCUUUAUUUUAAGAUGAUUAAUCACUUUAUUGCAGGGUUUCUAAGGUUUGAUUUUAAAAUGAAUAUUUUCAAGUUAAAAUUACUAAAGUUUUCUACUUUAAAUGAAAGAAUAAAUAAAUCACCUGUAUAAUCAUUUAUUGCUUUUUUAUGUGAUUUCUUUAUUUUAAGAUGAUUAAUCACUUUAUUGCAGGGUUUCUAAGGUUUGAUUUUAAAAUGAAUAUUUUCAAGUUAAAAUGACUAAAGUUUUCUACUUUAAAUGAAAGAAUAAAUAAAUCACCUGUAUAAUCAUUUAUUGCUUUUUUAUGUGAUUUCCUUAUUUUAAGAUGAUUAAUCACUUUAUUGCAGGGUUUCUGAGGUUUGAUUUCAAAAUGAAUAUUUUCAAGUUUAAAUUACUUAAGUUUUCUACUUUAAAGCAACACUAUGUAGUUUCCAUGUAAAAAUGACUUACAGCUCCUCCAUGUGGUUGAAAAGCGCAACAGUGCCUGGUAUCAGACACUCUUCUGCAGGCAGGGAGAGGGGCGGGGCUGUGUUUCCUACCCUCCACCUCCACUUUCAGAGUGUGCUUGUAGCAGCUAGGAGGCUGCUCAGGUUGUAGCAACAGUACAGUUUGUCCAGUUAAAAGUUGUUUUAUCACUGAAAUAAUUUUAGAGACAUUAUUUAAAGGUAAAAAAACUAUAUAGUGUUGCUUUAAAUGAAAGAAUAAAUAAAUCACCUGUAUAAUCAUUUAUUGCUUUUUGUUAUGUGAUUUCUUUAUUUUAACAUGAUUUAUCACUUUACUGUUAAUGAGCUGUGUAUAAUGAAAACUCAGCAUUAAUAAAGUUUUGUUAACAUCA